AUGUCAGGAACUGUAAAGAAUAGUGGAGCAAAGCCCAAACCUUCCAGAAAGGGAAAGAAGGCGUGGAGAAAGAAUAUCGAUAUCCAGGAUGUGGAAACAGCCUUGGAAGAGAAUAGAGAAAAUGAGAUCCAUGUAGGAAAGAAGAAUGAAGAUGAUUUCGUUAUUGACUCAACUCCUUCAGUUUCCUUACAGAGUAGGAAAGUAGAAAAGAAGCUCAAGACUCAUGAAAUUCUCACCAACAAAUCGAAAGUUGAAGCUCUUUCCCAUCCCAAAGGAUCGAAAGCUGAAACCAAAAAUACAAUCCAGGGAGUCAAGCGAACAGAGGUGUUAAGAUUGAUGAAGUUGGCAGGAGGAAAAUACAAGGACGAGUCUAAAAUCAAGAAUAGAAUCGACAAAGAUGGCUUAAUACAUGUUCAGAACAAGGAUCUUUGGGGUACUGAGGAGAUUGAAGAGACUCCCGUAUCCAAUUUUUCGUCUACAACUGAGUUCACCCAGGCUUCCGUUGUGCCCAAGACGUUGAAGAGUGCACCCAUUCGUGUUAUUGAGAAUGAUUUGAACAAGAAAGUCAUCGACGCAGGCAAAUCGUACAAUCCCUCUUUGGAGUCCUGGAAACAGUUGAUAAAUAAGGAGUAUGGCUUGGAACACAAGCGUGAGUUGACUCGUCAACAGAUGGCCGAACACCGCGAGAAGAUCAAGGAGUUGAUGAAUACGUUGGACGUUAACGAGUCUGACAGUGAAGACAGCGAGAACGAACAAGAAGAACAGCAAGACGAAGAAGAUGGAGAUUACCAGUUGUCUAUAAACAAGCCUACGCAGGUCAAGAUCAAGACCAAGACCAAGAGAAAUAGAGAAGAAAAGCACAAGAAGAGAGAGGGGUUACAGCAGGAGUUGAAGGAGUUGAAGAAGCAGUUACGCGACUUGACUAACUUAGAUGAAUUGUUGCAGAAAGAAGACAAUUCUACCAACAAGAAGACCAGCAAGAAGGACAAAAACGUCAGCAACAAACCUAAGAAGUUGUUCAAGUACGAUGCAGUUCAGGCACCUUUGGAAGUGAAGUUAUCCAACGAGUUGACCAACAACUUAAAAAACUUGAAGCCGGAAGGAAACUUGUUCUACGACCAGAUGUUGAACUUGCAGUCAACCGGAAAGAUCGAGACGAGAAUCCCAGUGGCCAAGAGAAGAAAGUAUACACCAAAGAUUACCGAGAAGUGGACCUAUAAAGACUUCAAGUGAUAUACAUUAGAUAGCAUAGAACAGAACAUUGCAUUGAG
Scheffersomyces stipitis CBS 6054 is the source of this 1271-nucleotide messenger RNA. RefSeq lists its product as uncharacterized. Lineage: Eukaryota; Fungi; Ascomycota; Pichiomycetes; Serinales; Debaryomycetaceae. The coding region runs from base 1 to 1233 and encodes 410 amino acids. Gene Ontology annotation, biological process: ribosomal large subunit assembly; rRNA processing. Gene Ontology annotation, cellular component: nucleolus. The record is from RefSeq and is a predicted model, not a curated record. Gene Ontology annotation, molecular function: 5S rRNA binding. The transcript has 2 exons.